AUGGCUACGGCGACAGUGAAUCUUCUUACAGAUAGAGAUGAGAAAAUCGAAAUCGAUGUUUUGAUAGUCCCAACUAUUGCAGUGCCGUUAUCAAACAUUCAAAAGGAAGUGAAGUCAUUGAGUUAUCUCCGGGGACUUAAGUUGGCUCACCCAGUGACUGAUGCUGAAAGUUUUGACAUUUCAUUACUGAUUGGUGCGGAUUCAUACUGGAAAAUAGUGUUGAAUCAUGUCGUCAGGGGCAACGGACCUACUGCCGUGAAGUCGAAAAUCGGAUGUCUGCUUUCCGGUCCGUUACCCGGCAAAACACAACAACCAUCCGCUCAGUACAUGUUGAAUGUCAUCACAACUCCGCCGACGACUCUGGACUUGGAGCGCUUUUGGAAGCUUGAGUCCAUCGGAAUCACACCGGAAGGAGACGAUACUUCCGGUUCCCGUAACCUGAAGACCUACAUGGAAUCUAACAUAUCAUAUGACGAGGGUCGCUACAUCGCCAAGCUUCCAUGGAAAGAUGACCAUCUGCCGUUGCCGACCAAUUAUGACGUUAGCGUGAGACGUACAGAAAACUUGAUCAAGCGGUUGCAAAAAGGACCAUUCAUGUUGCAAAAAUACGGUGAAAUUAUUCGUGAACAAGGAGAUCGGGGAUUUAUUGAAGAGGUAGAUACAAACGUUAAAAACGAUCAUCCCAUUCAUUACAUUCCCCACCAUGGAAUUAAAAAGGACUCAGUCACCACCCCAUUACGUAUUGUAUACGAUUGCAGUUGUCGUCAAUGUGAUGAUAAACCUAGCCUAAAUGACUGCCUACAAUCAACACCGCCGGAACUGAACGACUUAGCCGGUAUACUUAUGCGUUUCCGGUUGAAUAGAUAUGCGAUUACAACAGACAUCGAGAAGGCAUUUCUUCACGUUUCGCUGGACGAGAAAGACCGGGACGUCACGAGAUUUCUAUGGCUGAGUGACCCAAGUGACCCCGACUCCCCGCUGACCACAUACAGGUUCAAGGUCGUGCUGUUUGGGGCUACGUGUUCUCCAUUCAUCCUGUGCGCAACCAUCAUCAAGCAUCUAGAAAACAACAGUGGCAACUGGGUGAGUAACCACUUACUGAGAGAUAUCUAUGUGGAUAACAUAAUAUCUAGCUUUUCGCAGGAACGAAACGUCGUUGACUUCUUCAGAGAUACACGUGAAUUGAUGUCUGCCGCCAAUUUCAACCUACGCUCCUGGAAUUCCAACAGCAGUAUCGUGCGUGAAAUGGCCAAAGUUGACCAUGUACUUGACAACGAUGGAGCUUCGAAAGUUCUUGGUAUGCGAUGA
Molecule: messenger RNA, 1308 nt
Organism: Mya arenaria
Lineage: Eukaryota; Metazoa; Mollusca; Bivalvia; Myida; Myidae
Exons: 1
Coding region: 1-1308 (435 amino acids)
Source: RefSeq, a predicted model, not a curated record